Molecule: messenger RNA, 1098 nt
Organism: Closterium sp. Naga37s-1
Lineage: Eukaryota; Viridiplantae; Streptophyta; Zygnematophyceae; Desmidiales; Closteriaceae
Source: the annotation of a GenBank genome assembly
AUGGCUCACCGAGUCGCAUGCUGCAGCGGCCUAGCAACAACAACUCCUGCUGGUGCCAUUCUUCCGCGCGCCACAUCAGCACGCACUCUGGAUCUCCGCCGCUCUCUGCUUUUCGCAACCUUCCCCAGCGCCAUCGCCCCGCACAUAUCCGCCUCCUUCCCCGCUCGGCGCGCUUCAGCCACCCCCCGCGCGUCUCAGUCUUCUGCCGACGCCGCCACGCGCACCACUGGCGCGCAUGCGCCUUCUUCCGCCACGAAUUCCCCAGAGUCUGCGGAAGCAUCCGCGCGAGAGGCUGCCGCGUUAGAGGCCGCGACGGCACGCGUAAUAACCCUCUCGAGCCGCGAAGAAUAUGAUCGGCUGAUGGCGGAGGCUAAGAACAAAGGGCGACUCGCCGUAGUGGAGGUUACUAUGUCUACCCUCCCAAACACCGACCGGAUUUACCAUACCCUCGUGGAAACUGCGCGGUUGUUUCCGAACGCGGUGUUCCUGCGCAUUUUCGCGGACAAGGGCGCGGAGCUGCGCGGGUUGGCGCAGAGCAUGCAUUGCGCGCGCGUGCCGUCGUACGUGCUGUUCCGCGAGGGGCAGCGCGUGCACGAGGACGCGGGGAUGGACGCGGAGCGGCUGCGCGCGGAGCUGCUGUACUACUCCGCGGAAGGGCCCGUGCUGGAGGUGCACUCCGCGGAAGAGUUCCGCGCGCUCAUUGAGGGCUCACGGCGUACGUUCCCGCGUAGCUGCUGUACUUCCGCGGCGCCCGUGCUGGAUGUGCACUCCGCGGAAGAGUUCCGCGCGCUCAUUGAGCUCAAUCUCUCCCACCUCACCCUCUCACUUAACCCCACAGACCCACAAGGACACGGACAUGCUGUUGGUCAUCCAAGCAACGGUCACCUUCUGAGACCCGUGUGUGCUCAUCCACCACCAUAUCCCCUCCCUGCCAUAUCCCCUCCCUGCCAUAUCCCCUCCCCGCCAUACCCCCUCCCCGCCAUACCCCCUCCUGCCAUACCCCCUCCCUGCCAUACCCCCUCCCUGCCAUACCCCCUCGCCGCCAUACCCGUUCCCACAGACGCACAAGGACACGGACAUGCUAGUGGCGCAACGUAG